Messenger RNA from Prorocentrum cordatum, 1997 nucleotides. The record is from the annotation of a GenBank genome assembly. NCBI's taxonomy places the organism in Eukaryota, Dinophyceae, Prorocentrales, Prorocentraceae.
AGCUUUUAGCUCAGGAUGGAAGGGGUUGUCGCGCGGCCGCGCCGGCGCGCGAUGAGCUGGCAGAGUGCUCGGAAGCCUGGCGGCUGGGAGCCCGGGCACAGCCCAGGGAGGUCGAGCAUGCAGUGCUGGUGAUCACUUGAGCUGAUAUGAGAUCGGCCUCUGGCGGCUCAGAGGCAGAUGCCGCAGAGUGUGCGCGGAAUGCCAGUCUGGCCCAGCUGGCGUUGCUUCCGCUUCGAGUGAUCAUCGUGCUUGCGGUAUACGUGCCAGGCGCGCGCUGAAGUUCGGACCUGUUUGCGAAGCAGCGUUACGUGCUUGACAUGGACCGUGUGGACUUCGAGGCACAGGUCAUCAACGGCACCACGGGACCUGCGUGGGUGGCGAUGCUCUACGCCAACUGGUGCGGCCACUGCCAUCACUACGCCCCGAUCUUCAUAAAGCACGCUGAGGCGUUCGAGCAUGAUUCGCGUGUGAAGUUUGCUGCGUGCGAUUGCGCUCAGUACAUUGAGUUAUGCAUGUCUCUGGGUGUGCAUAGCUACCCCACGCUGCGAGGCUUCCGAUUUGUUCCACGGGGCGAUCACGAGGGGAAGUCGACGGCAGAGAUAGCAAGGGUGGGGGAGGAGGUCCCGCGAGAGGUCCAGACCUGGGUCCAUGCGCGCCUGGGCCUGGUCGGGAUCCCCGGCGUCGACGGCAGUGCUCGCCAGGCCGAGGCGCGCGCAGCUGCCAUCGGCGACGGUGGGCUGGCCGCCGCACGGGCCGCGCCGCCGCUCGACGCGUGGGUCCAGGGGAGCGCGCCAGCCAAGGACGACCAGGCCGGGCUUAGGCUGGUGGACGCCGAAGUGGCCGUUCUCUUCUCCCUGCGCCAGGGCACCUUUCUCAAGGGGGAGGCCGUUGCGGGUAGUCCUGUGAAGGCUUUCAUCCAAGGCAAGGUGCUGGACGAGCUCUGCACCUGGCUGGAGUUCUUGGCCGCAGCUCUUCCCAGUGUCAGGGCCAGCGCCGACUUGAAGGCUUUCCUCAGUGUCGCGCUCGCAGCGCAAACCUGCGGUGGCCUCAGCGCCGUCGCCUGGAGUGAAGUCUUGGACAAGCGCUGGCUCGGCAGGGCGCCGCCCGAGGCCGGGUAGCACCCAGAGCAGUACUGGCGCAUCUGCGCCUCCUACGCUUGCGGCCUCUGGACCCUCUUCCGCGUCCUGACCCUCUCCGUGGCGGAGGGGUGUUGGGCUCCGUCGGCCGCGCUGGUGACCGCGCAAGGCCUCCGCGGUUCUGCUAGCGGGCGCUGGCGCCCGUGGCUCUGAGGAGGAUCCGCGGCUUCGUGGACAACUUCUUCGGCUGCGGGGGGUGCGCGGCGCACUUCGUGAAGACAUUCGACUUGUGCGCGCUCGGCCGCUGCGACUUGUCUGAGAGCGACGGCCUCGGCGCGGCCGUCUGGCUCUCGGCGGUCCACAAAAGCGUGGCCAGCCGCGUGGCCCGCGAGAAUGACCCCUGCCCGCCGGCUGGGUGCUCCUCUGGGUGCCUGGGCCCCAGCGGCUUGUGCAGCCAUGAUGGCGCGACCACCCCCAGCGUGCGCUGGGACGACCCGGGCGGCGCGGCCGAGGGCUCGGCGCUGAGCCGCUGCGCGAACCGCACGGCGUGCAGUAGCCGCGGCCUCCGCCUGUAUGCGGACGGCGACGCCCCCGGGUCCUGGCCGCCCAGAGCAGCCUGCCCGCGCUGCUGGACGGGGCGCCACGGGCAGGCCGACGCGGUGUACAGCCAGCUGGCCUCGGGCUACUGGCGGCGCGAGUGGACGGACCAGGCGCGCGGCGCCGCGCGCAGCCAGCAGCACGCUGUCGGCGGUUCGCGGUGUCUGUCGGCUGCGGCUGCGGACCACGACGACCAAGAGCAGCUGAGCGCCUCGCGCGCGCCGCUCCGGCGGCGGGGUGGCCUCCCUUAGGCGCGCGCCGCUGGCCGCGCUCCAGCGCGCGCCGGAAGCAAGCAGAAAGCUGCACCACGAGUCGGCGACGCGC